CGUAGCCAGCCAUCCUUCCGUUCCAUCGUCACAAGCAAACCACACUCUCGCUCAGACGCGAACACGCGCCGCCAUGUCCAUGGCAUCCCGAGCCGCCUCCGGCCUCCGCGCGGCGGCGCUGCAGAGCUACCGCCGCCCCGCCGUCCUCCAGUCCCGCUCGGCCGCCACGGCGACCGCCGCGCACCCCGGCGGCGCGAAGGCCGGCAGCAAGCUGCCCCGCGGCGACUACGUGCCGGUGUACGUGGCGCUGGGCCUGAUCGCGCUGUCGGUGACGCUGGGGCUGAGCACCGCGCGGCAGCAGCUGGCGCACGCGCCCAACGUCCGGGUCGACAAGAAGAAGCGCGAGACGGUGCCCGAGGUGGCGGCGCCCGACCUGGCGCUCGACGAGGGCGAGCGCUUCGUCGGGAACUCGCUCUUCCGCAAGGUCGCCCACGUGCAGGACGACCGCAGCCUCGCCGCCGGCGUCGCCGACCCCGUCGCCGAGUACCCGACGAAGAAGGCUGUGACGCUCAAGGACGUGGGCGUGGAGACGCCGGGCAUCGAGCAGAGCAGGGAGGGCAUAAUCGACAGGAUCUUCAAGAAGAACCACGCUUAAUUGACGAGCGAGAGUGUCGACUUUACUUCCUGCUUUCAUUUAGAGUCUAGUUUGGAGUCGAAUCGGCUGUACUUUUAAAGGUCGAUGUGCCACCUGAUGUACAUAGUCGAGAACACUCUGGUUUCUCAAAAGAAAUAAUGAAACGUCUGCAACAUGGUCCCACAUAAAGAAAUCUUCGUCACGGAGCUUCCGGGGAUGGAUGAGAUGAGAUUGAGGACGAUGGCGCUGUCAUAUCAGUAGUAAACCAUAUGUACAUCCAGGACCGUCUCGAUGUGUAUAUAAGGGGUGGUUUGGGAUAGGUUUAACACCGAUGUGGAUGUUUGAUACUAAUUGUUUAAUAUCUGUCAGAUCCGAAUUACUAA
This is a messenger RNA of Setaria italica (foxtail millet), 957 nucleotides long. RefSeq lists its product as uncharacterized. Bases 74 to 595 code for a protein of 173 amino acids. The record is from RefSeq and is a predicted model, not a curated record. The transcript has 2 exons. NCBI's taxonomy places the organism in Eukaryota, Viridiplantae, Streptophyta, Magnoliopsida, Poales, Poaceae.